AUGUCACAGCAGAAGCAGCAAGCCUGGGAGCCCCCUAGUGCUCCCAAAUGCUCAUCUCCCCAGUGCCCAACCCCCACCCUGGCUGUCUGCUCUGCUCCUUGCUGUGACCCCCAUUCAGGAGGCUGUGAUUCUGGUUCCCAAAAGCCUGGGAAGCAGAGUCCUGGCCGUUCUCAGAGGGCUCACCGCAAGAAGCCCCGCUGCCUCAGUGGUGGCACAGUCUACCACAUCAAAGAGGAGGAAUGCUGAGUGUCCCCAUAUUUCAAGGCUUCAAAGCUUUUCCUCAAGAUGCAGGGCAUGAGCUGGGGAAGUGAGAAGGAAAAGCUGCUCCGGGGUGGAUGCCCUCUGACUACAGGGAGGAUGGAGCUGCAGAGGGUCCACUGA
Zalophus californianus (California sea lion) is the source of this 381-nucleotide messenger RNA. Its product is annotated as late cornified envelope protein 6A. The transcript has 2 exons. The record is from RefSeq and is a predicted model, not a curated record. Lineage: Eukaryota; Metazoa; Chordata; Mammalia; Carnivora; Otariidae.